AUGGCGGGCGUGGCUACCGCGUUUUCAACUGAUGCGUUGACAUCUGGAGGCCCGGAGAGUUCUUCACAAUGGGAAUUUUCCGUCCCGAUCGGUAGCGAUGGCGCCCAGCAUUCCGCACGACAACGCAACUCCCACGAUUCGAACUCCGCGCGUGCGAGAUCCAUUCGACAGCGCAACUCGAACGGCUCCCGGAGCUCCUCGGUUUCUCGAACCGUUCACGCACACGAUGCGCCCUUUUUGUCCGGCCGAGGUCGACGAGAACAAAGCCAGAAUCGAUACGAAAUCAACAGCCCGCGUGAUGCAGGACAUGAAGCGUCUGUUCGAGCCUCGGUAGACGGUCAGGACGAAUCGUUCGAGUUCAACAGUGAGAGUUGGAUCCAUCGUGAUAAGCUGGCUAAAAUCGAGAGCGAGGAGCUGCACCAAGCGGCCAUAAUAUUUCAACGACGGAUCAGAGCGGAGAGCAAGUCGAGCGCGGGGCGUGAAAGGAGCCAUGAUUCUCAUCAUAGUGGCGCAGCUUCAUUAGCCUCACCGAAUACAGAGCACCAGGAACCGUGGCCCCAACUGCAGGAAUCCCGGAUCGACCGAGCCAACGGCGAGAAUAAGGAGCGGCAGCAUUGGGAUCUCCGCCGACCUGAAGAGAUUGCUGCGGAUGAAGCAGCCGCCGGUUUUUACAACCAACCGGCUCUGCGCAAGAGCUCUUCUCGGAUCCCCAUCGCCGCAGCAAGCCCUGUGCCCAUCAUGGGCCGUGAUUCUCGCGGGCCUCGCAGCCGUGCAGCGACUGAUGAGGAUGACGAAGGUCGCGGACGCAGAGCCAGUGAACCCUUGACGACUGAGAUGGGACCCUCGACUCCCUCUCCAGGAAGCCGACCAGGCAGCCGUGGCUUCAACGGCUUCAAUACCACUCAAAAUACCCCCGCUAAAAAGAAUUCAACCAAGAUGACCGGAUCCAGCAACCGGAAAACCUCGGCGCCCCCAGCCAACAGAAAGACAUCCACGGCGAGAUCGCGGGCAGUGUCGAGCAACACUACGCAGCGACCUACCACGCGAUCUGGCGAAAUCCGGCCUACCACCUCGGCCAACCGACCGGAGGGCGAUCCGCCGUGGUUGGCAACCAUGUACAAGCCGGAUCCUCGACUCCCUCCCGACCAGCAGAUGCUCCCUACUCUUGCCAAGAAGAUGCAGCAGGAACAAUGGGAGAAGGAGGGACGGACCCCGAAUACGUACGACCGCGACUUUGCACCCCUGGCUGUAUACCCGGACGAUAUGCCCUCUGUACCACGAAAGGCCGAGGAGCCUGUGGAAGAACCACUGCAGAUUCAGAUCGAAGAGCCACCCAAGGCCAGGACUCCGGAGCCGCCGCGGCCCAACACAAGCACCGGCUACAGUACGAUGCCCAAGGUGCAGGAUACGCCCCCACUGGGUCUGACACCAAACCCCAACUGGACUCCUCCGGUGGUCACCGCCCAAGAGAAACCGAAAAAGGAAAAGAGUUGUGGAUGCUGUGUUGUGAUGUGA
Messenger RNA from Penicillium odoratum, 1515 nucleotides. RefSeq lists its product as uncharacterized. Lineage: Eukaryota; Fungi; Ascomycota; Eurotiomycetes; Eurotiales; Aspergillaceae. Bases 1 to 1515 code for a protein of 504 amino acids. The transcript has 2 exons. The record is from RefSeq and is a predicted model, not a curated record.